AUGCUAAAGGAUGAUGCAUCACUCAAUCGAACGAGAGCAUCGGCCGCGAUAACAGCCGGAAAGGACACAGCAACCACCACCACCACCACCACCACCACCAGCACGACACCAGCAACCACCACCACCACCACCACAACAACAAAACCACAACAGAGAAACCCAACAAAAAAAAGCGUGCUAUCAUAUUUCUCUUCGCCUGCCGGACAGAAGUUUUUAGACGAUUUGGAGAAGGAGGCGCGAGCAAAGCGCAACGCGAAGGCGGGGGUGGAGAAACAGCCAUCGCGGACCGAGAGCACUGAUGGGGCGGUGCACCACAUCUCACUCGCCGAUGGGCGCGAACCGCGGGGGCGACAGGAUUUGAGUGGAGGAUCGACAGCAUCGGCAGAUAGUGCGGGCAAAGCUGGUGCUGGUAUUGGGCGAAACAAGGAGCACGAGGUGUGCCCCGACAGCGACUACGAGAACAGGGACCACGUACGACCCGCCAGCGACCGACACGUUGCACCGGCUGUCUGGGGCGACGGCGGCUACAGCCAAUCACCGACCAGCCACCACAUCAGACCUGCAGGCGCUGCACAGGCAUUGAGUGGCGCACGUGAAGCCCCCGGGCGGGGCAGUGUGGAUGGAGACGUGUUCGAGGACUCCAAGAAGAAGAAGACGAACGUCGUCGUCAACGGAAACGGAAACGGAAACGGAAUCAAGCACGACGUUUCCAUACGCUCUGAGCUCUCUGUCCGCGACCAAGUGAAGCUGAAGCGUAGCUUCGACCAGCUACUGCGUGACAUCACCGAAGACCAGAGUACAUCCGAGAUGGGUCUCGGACGACUGGAGUUCGGUUAUCCGUUCAAGACCGCUCGUCGGACAGCUCCUACUGCAUCGGAAUCGACUACCGUUGCCACCACCACACCAGUCGCCGUCCAAACACCCGCUCGCGUUGGACCAACGUUCAGCGAGAAUGGAAUCGUCCCCCAGAUCCUCCCAGCCAACAACAGAGUCGUCUUGAUUGCGGAUGCCGCUCAAGACCCAACCGACUUGGACGCACGGGAACUCCACACGGGGUCCAAUGUCGUCUGGAUCAUCGAGAGCGACUUUCAGAUCAACGUCCGAACUCCUAAACAGGCCCUCAAGGCACCCGAAACUGUCGGCUCAUCCUCCAAAGUAAAACGGAUCAAUCCUCUCCGAGACACCGUUCGGCUGCGAUGGCGUGUAUUCCACCCCGAGUACACAGAAAAGAGCGAAUUCACCUUCGAGACAGCGGCCGGCUCCGGGUCCGAACUCAAGCGCAAGAUCACUGCCACCAUCGCGGAACACAAGACGAAGCGGACUCGCGACGACGAUGUUGAGACCCAUACCUUCAACGAGAAGCCGUCCAUGUCCACCGAGCCGGUGGUGAAGGAGCCCAGCACUGGGUAUCCCACCAGUCUGCUCGGUGCUAGCAUCGGUUUGAUUGAUGAAAUCAUGGGAUCUCCUACCGUACACCGCGUCGCUAUCCCUGAACCCCCCGUCGUCGUUAAGGAGGCGUUCGGCAUCCCGCAACCUAUCGUCGCACCAUUCAUCGCGCCUAUCAUCAAGUCUGUCAACGAUAAGGAGCCGGUUGUCACUAGGCCAAUCGUUGAGGAGCCUAUCGUUGAGGAGCCCAGCGUUGAAGAAGAGGCUGUUGUCGUCGAGGAGCCCACCGUCGAGGAACCAGUCAUUGAGCAACCCAUCGUCGAGCCCAUUACCGUUGAGGAGCCCGUUGUUGAGGAGCCCAUCGUCGAAGAAGAGGCCGUUGUCGUCGAGGAGCCCAUCGUCGAGCCCAUUGCCGUCGAGGGGCCCAUUGUCGAGGAGCCUGUCGUUGAGCAACCUACCGUCGAGCCCGUUACCGUCGAAGAGGCCGUUGUCGUCGAGGAGCCCCUCAUUGAGGAGCCCAUCGUUGAACAGCCCAUCGUUGAACAGCCUGCUACGGUCGAGGAGCCCAUCGUCAUCCCCGCGCCAGUCGAGGACGAAGUCGCCGAGGUCGAGGUUGAAGAGACCCCUCUCGUUUUGGACACCGCCUCAUCUCCCGUCACCCAGCUGCCCUCUCCCCUCUCUCGCGUUGCAUCCCCCAUUCCUUUGGAAUUUGAUGCAGAGGAGGAGGCCGAAAUCAAGGAGGCAAUCCAGGUGGCGAUGCAGGACGAGAUUUUGGAAACCGAAACCCCCGAGGUCGUGACCGAGACUCAAGCUCCUGUGGUCGAACUCGAUCUGUCGACACUUCCAGCUCUUCCCGACUCCCCCAUUCUCGAAGCCAUCGAUAUUGAGACCCUCCCGCCUCUUCCAGAGUCGCCUGUUCUUGAGGCUGUGGAAGCCGAGGAUUCUGAGGAGAUGGCAGACAUCGAACUCAGCGAUGCCCAGGACGAGUUGACCGUUGAGGGCGAUGUCCCUUCCACCGAGAUGGUCCGCCAGCCUUCACCCCCUUCGUCUCAACCCGGCACUCCUACGAUGGAUCACAGUGAAGAAUCGUUGAAGAUCGUUCCUUACAUGCCUCUCACUCCUCCCGAGACUCCAUUGAGCUUCCGCAGUUCUCGCGAGAGGACCAUCGAGUUCAACUUGCCCCUUCCGUUGAUCAUGCAGCCUGCGCCCCCGCCUGCCACUUCCAUCUUGGAUUCUCCCAUCUUCUUCAGAGGUAAGGACAGGCAGGUCGAGGACUCUCCGUCUCACUACUUUGUCCCAGCUCCUCCCUCCCCGUCGUCCCCAUCUCACUCGCUUCACGAUUCGCCUCUGUCGACAUCGAGAAUGCGCAGGAUCGGGGAGACAAUCAAGGAAGAGGACGAGGAUGUCGAAGAAGUUGAGAUUCCCGCCAAGGUUGAAGAUUACGAGAGUGAUGUCGAGGAGAUUGUCCGGUCCCCACGUGGAUACCCGUCGCCCCCUUCAUCUCCCAUGCAGGUGAUCGUGGACGCCCCGACCAAGUGCAAGGAGUUGACCCGUGUUCCUUCCUUCACCAUCAUCUAUACUCCUUCUCCUCCUCCGUCGAUCCGCGAUGUUGUCAUGGGCGAAGACGAGGAUGGUGGUGUUUCGAUUGCUCGUGGUGCAUCUCCCGCCUUCGACCUGUCUACCUCCAAGGGUAAAGAGCGCGAGGAAAUCGCACGGACCCUCCCCUCGCCGGUGCUGGAGCAACAUGAGGAUAAGGAUAUCGAGUACGACUCUACCUGCCGUGCCGCCUGGGCCACCGCCGACGACAUCUUCCUUGGUCAACCCGAGCACUACCACUACUCGUACCAAUACGACAACCGCCGUCCCCCCACCCCCGCCUCCUCCAUCUGUUCGCUUCAGCGACGGUGGUCCGGCGUUUCGCGCACCAGCUACCAGACCGGAAUCACCACCCCUCCCGCUUCUCGCCCGGGUAGUGCCCUCGGCUCCAACAAGCUCAUCGGAUGGAAUGAUUCCGACCAUGCUCUCCGCCGCAGUGACUCUUACACUGGCAGCAUCCGCCGCGACCAGAUGCGCGACCAGUCCCGUCCCCGCAAGCCGCUGCUUACCGCCACCGAGGGUUCCUCCGCUGAAACCGGCCGUCCCGCACUGCGAUGGAGCAUGAGCAUGCCUCUGAUUCGCGAGCAGUGGGCAGUCCAGACCGCGACAAUCUUGCCGGCCAAUCGCAGGGGCUUCGCCUCGGCUAUUCCGGACGAGAACGUAGAGGAGUACGACGUCCAGAUUCCCGGCACCAUCCAGCUUCUCCCUGCCACGCGUGGGGUCAUUGUUACCCCGCCCCGCAUCGAGCGUCGUCGCCGCAUGCGCCCGCAAUACGAAAUGGGCCCCCAUCGCCGCAAGAUCCGCAGUCUGGUUGUAUACUCGCCCGACGAUCAGCUAGAGGGCAUCGGCCAACUCUUUGGGGAAAUCCGUGAGUUCGAGGAGGUUGAGGACGAGUCAAGGGUUACCGAAAUUGUCGAGGUCGAAGAGGUGAAGCCAGUCGUGUCCGAGAUGCCAACUCUUCGCCGUGGAGAGUCCGUCAAGGAAAAGCUGCCGAACAUGAUGCGCCGUCUCAAGUCGCGUGCUUCAGCUCCCGAGGUCGAGAGGCCACACAUGUUGCGCCGGCUCAAGUCCAAGGCUUCCGCGGUCUCGAUCGACGGUGGUGCCGCUCUCCCUGUCGAUGAGAAGUAUUCUCUCCCUGUGCCCAGGAUUGUGGUGCAGAAGGCGGAGUCCCUCAACGAGCAAAAGCCCAACCUGCUGCGCCGGCUCAAGUCUAGGGCUUCGUCUUCCGACAUUCUCAAGAUUGCGGCUUCCGCUGCUCCCGUCGAGGGGAAGAUCAGUGUCCCUGCCCGCGCUACGUCCCCGGCUCCCGAGUCCGUCAAGGAGAAGAAGCCGAACAUGCUGCGUCGCCUCGGUUCCAGAUCUGAGAGUGACAGGCCGAACGUGCUGCAUCGCCUGUCUAGGGCUUCGUCUUCCGACAUUCUCAAGAGUGCGGCUUCCGCUGCUCCCGUCGAGGAGAAGAUCAGUGUCCCGGCCCGCGCUACGUCUCCGGCUCCCGAAUCCGUCAAGGAGAAGAAGCCGAACAUGUUGCGUCGCCUCGGUUCCAGAUCUGAGAGCGACAGGCCAAACGUGCUGCAUCGCCUGUCUAGGGCUUCCAUCCAUGACAUCGUCGCCGCUUCCCCUACUUCGGCCGAGGAGAAGAUCACCGUCAUUCCUCGCGCUACGUCGCCGGCCCCAGAGUCCCUGAAGGAGAAGAGGCCCAGCAUGUUGCACCGCCUCAAGUCGAGGGCUUCCAGCCACGAGAUUGUUGCGCCCGCCCCCGCCGCCGAGCAGAAGGCUAUUACCCCGCCACCCACUGAGGAGAAGCCUGACCACACUCUUGAUUACGCGGAUAGGCCCAUCACCCCCGAAUCUGACGAUGAUGAUAAGAUUUCCAUCGCUUCAUCCGCCGAGAACGGGCAUAUCGUUCCCGAAGCCAAUAACGAUGUCGAGGUUAUUCCUCGCGUUGCGACUCCGGUGCUGCAAGCCGAGCCCAUCAAGGAGAAGAAGCCGAGUGUUCUGCGUCGCCUUGGGUCCAGAGCGUCCUCCAUGCGCGAGGGCGAGAAGCCGAACAUGCUGAACCGCCUCUCGAGGCAUUCCAUGCAUGACGUUGUCGCCGCUUCCGCUGCCCCCGUCCAGGAGAAGAUUUCGGUCAUCCCUCGUGCGGUCACCCCGGCUCCUCGCGCUAUCACUCCGGCUCCUCCUCGUGCGGUCACUCCGGCUCCUCCUCGUGCCGUCACUCCGGCUCCUCCUCGUGCCGUCACUCCGGCUCCUCCUCGUGCCGUCACCCCGGCUCCUCGCGCUGUCGCCCCGACUCCCCGUGCUGUCGCCCCGACUCCCCGUGCUGUCACUCCGGCUCCUCGUGCUGUCACUCCGGUUUCACGUGCGGUUGCUCCAGCUCCCCGUGCGGUCACUCCGGCUCCUCGCGCUGCCACCCCGGUUUCACGUGCGGCCACUCCGGCUCCUCGCGUUGAAACACCGAUCCCACAGGCGGAUUCCAUCAAACUUGGGAAAAAGCCCAGUCUUCUGCAUCGUUUCAAGUCUAGGAACGGCACGCAGGAGAUGCUGGUGGCUACGCCGCCUGCUGAGGAGAAGGCCUUCGUCGUCCCCCGUGCUGCAACCCCGGUUUCGCAAACAUCGUCUGUCAAGGACAAGAAGCCCAACAUGUUGCGCCGUCUCGGAUCCAGGGCCUCGAACGUUAAGGACAAGCUUAAGGACAAGGUUUCCACUUCCUCGACGAAGAAGCUCGACAAGGGCAAGGGAAAGGUAGUUGUUUAG
This is a messenger RNA of Tricharina praecox, 5736 nucleotides long. RefSeq lists its product as uncharacterized. The record is from RefSeq and is a predicted model, not a curated record. The coding region runs from base 1 to 5736 and encodes 1911 amino acids. The transcript is spliced from 5 exons. NCBI's taxonomy places the organism in Eukaryota, Fungi, Ascomycota, Pezizomycetes, Pezizales, Pyronemataceae.